Eucalyptus grandis is the source of this 462-nucleotide messenger RNA. RefSeq names its product 1-aminocyclopropane-1-carboxylate oxidase homolog 1-like. The record is from RefSeq and is a predicted model, not a curated record. NCBI's taxonomy places the organism in Eukaryota, Viridiplantae, Streptophyta, Magnoliopsida, Myrtales, Myrtaceae. The transcript is spliced from 2 exons. Bases 1 to 462 code for a protein of 153 amino acids.
AUGGAAUAUUCAAAUCAACUAAUGAGACUGGGGAUUCCCAUCUUCGAACUGCUAUCGGAAGCUCUGGGACUAAAUCCCAAGCAUCUUAAGGACAUGGGCUGUGCUGAAGGACUGUACUUCAUCGCACACUACUAUCCGAUAUGUCCCGAGCCAGACUUGACUCAAGGUCUGAGCAAGCACACCAAUAGCGCCUUCCUCACGGCAGUAUUGCAAGACCAGACUGGCGGCCUUCAAGUCCUCCAUGAAAAUCACUGGGUAGAUGUCAACCCCGUUCACGGUGCUCUCAUGGUGAACCUAGGCGACAUGAUGCAGUUAAUCACCAAUAGUAAGUUCGUCUAUCACAGAGUAUUGGCAAAGAACGUCAAACUGAGAAUCUCGGUGGCUUGUUUCUUUAGAACGCAUUUUGGGCAAGAGGAUUCUCCCAGAAAGUAUGGGCCGAUUAUGGAGUUGUUAUCGGAAUAG